AUGUCAGUUGCCGAAUUUUCCCUGGAUGGAUUGGCUGAUUCCUUAAUCUGUCAACUUGACCGUUCGAGGAUCUUUCCUCCGUAUCAUAACGAUGCUGAAGAAUAUGUUAUAGCAGCUCAUUCAAAAAACAAAGUACCGAAAAGAUCACCAAAUGCAUUUCUUCUUUGCCGUAAAAAUGUUCAUAAAGAAGCGAAAAGACUUGGAGUUUCCAAUAUGCGAGUAAUAAGUAAAGUAACUGGCAUCCUUUGGCGCGAAUCAACUGUUGAAGAAAAGGAAGUCUAUGAAGAUCUUUCAAAAUAUAUCCGAGACAUUUAUGUUCAACGAGAUAAUACUGUCGCCAACAGUCAAUAUAUAUCUAAUCAUAGAUAUAUGCCUUAUGCAAUUCCAUAUCCAAUGUCUUCGCCUCAGAAUAUGUAUUUUCCAUCAACAAUAUACGAUCCCAUGAAUGCCAUUAUACAAAACAAUCUAUCAGUUGACUUCUUUUCCUUAAUGCAUAUGAUUCAACCGAAUCCUGUUCAAUUCUAA
Molecule: messenger RNA, 525 nt
Organism: Dentiscutata erythropus
Lineage: Eukaryota; Fungi; Glomeromycota; Glomeromycetes; Diversisporales; Gigasporaceae
Source: the annotation of a GenBank genome assembly